Messenger RNA from Austrofundulus limnaeus, 1662 nucleotides. Its product is annotated as inositol polyphosphate multikinase. NCBI's taxonomy places the organism in Eukaryota, Metazoa, Chordata, Actinopteri, Cyprinodontiformes, Rivulidae. The record is from RefSeq and is a predicted model, not a curated record. Gene Ontology annotation, molecular function: inositol tetrakisphosphate kinase activity; inositol-1,4,5-trisphosphate 3-kinase activity. Gene Ontology annotation, cellular component: cytoplasm; nucleus. Gene Ontology annotation, biological process: inositol phosphate biosynthetic process.
AAACCAUUUUAAUGACAUUUCUCCACAUUACAGUGUCAUGAAUGGGAUUCCAUACAGAAAUAAUCAGGAAGUAAUUAAAAGCAUGUAUUGAACUUGCUGAGUCAUGUAACCAGCCUCAGGGAGACAUGCAUGAAACGGAACAUGUCACUGUAAAAAAAAAAAGAAAAAAAAGUGAAGUGUCGCAGAGGCUACGGGCCAGGCUUUGGGUUUUUCUUACAGGGAGGUAGCCGCCUACACUGACCUGGAUAUGAGCAGAUCAACAAGGGCAGGAUUGGUCUCUUGUCAUGGAUCUGAUGACAGCACCAACUCGGUGCAGCGUUUAUAAACAGCUGUCUUUAAUCUGGACUGUGGUUGUUGUCGGGCAGCUUAGACGAGCUAUUAGCAUCGUGAUAAACAGUAGCUAUCACAACCCACGCAGAGUGGUUUUGUUAUAACUUCGGUAUUUUUUUUAUUUCCGCCUGCCGCACCCAUCUGUUCGGUGAACGGUGGUAACGUCACGUCAGAGACAUCGGGAUUUGGAUGUGAACCGAAGAACUGGAGCUUCGUUUACGCGAAAUUUAGGAAGUGAACCGGAAGUUGGAUUAUUUUUCUCUUCACACGGCGUCGGCGAUGAAAAAGUGCUUCGAAGUCUAAAGUUUUCUUUUGGAAUUGGAAAAAAGUGGACAUAUUUGUCAAACACCUGUUUUGUUUGUAAGACGGCGUCUCAUUUUUGUUGCUGCCGUGAAUGCUGGAUUUUCACAAGACUUUAUUUUGAAAGCUCCGAGCGGAAGUGGAGCAUGGCCUCGUGCGGGUUAACGCUGACAGGAAGUGGGAUGUGGCCUGAGUGUAUUUAUGUCGCCGUUCAGAAAGUAAAAACCAUUGAAACGGAGCUACGGUAGGACCUGGUGGGACUCGGAGGGUUACGACAUCUGUGCAGUCUGACAGUAAACCUCCCCGUUUGUAAUAAAAAUUAAAAAACAUCGAUAAGUGGAGAAGCUGCUUUCUGGACGACCAUUUUCCCCGUCAAAAACCUGUUCCCAGUCUUAAAUUUGAACUCUGUUUAAUGGAAUGACAGCAUGUUAAUCAUCAAAUCGGCGACUUUUGACCUAUUUUCCUAAACUGGGAACAGCCGUGUCUUAGCUUCACCCGGGAGAAGCUUACCUUCAUCAUCGGGUGAUGAUGAAGUCCUCUGUAACCCUGGAAGAGUUACCCCCUGGCUCGGACAUCGUCCUCCUGAAAGACAGCUCCGGACACAAAGCUCACCUGAACGGCUGUGUGCCACUCUCCCAUCAGGUGGCAGGUCACAAGUAUGGCGUGGAUAAAGUAGGUAUUUUGCAGCACCCAGAUGGAACGGUUCUAAAGCAAGUCCAGCCUCCCCCAAGAGGACCACGAGAAGUUCAGUUUUAUAACACGGUGUUUGCAGAGGACUGCUCUGAUCCCUGUCUUCUAGACCUCCAAAACCAUAUUCCCAAGUAUUACGGCACAUGGUCUUCACCUGACAACCCCAACGACCUUUACCUGAAGCUGGAGGACGUGACGAGCCGAUUCAUCAGGCCUUGCAUCAUGGACGUGAAGCUGGGCCAGAGGAGCUACGACCCAUUCGCCUCGCAGGAGAAACGAGAGCAGCAGAUCAGGAAAUACCCACUGAUGGAGGAAAUUGGUUUCUUGAUCCUUGGCAUGAGA